AUGGUACAAUGGGUAGAUCAACGGGUAGAUUACGAUCCAUUUCUCACCGCACCGCAACCGUCAAAUCCAUGGAUUACCGAUGACACGAAUCUCUGGACACUCAACACUGACACUGUCGAAGUGCCAACGGAGAGGCGAGUAAAGCGAUGGGGUUUGUCUGUACAGGAGCUUGUCAAGGACCCAAUAGGACGUCAGGUCCUUGAAACAUUCCUCGAAUCCGAGUUUUCCUCCGAAAAUAUCCGAUUUUGGAUUGCGAUACAAGACCUCAAGUACUCGCCGAAUGAACAGAUCGAUCAAAAAACGGAACGGAUCUAUGAGGAAUUUUUGGCACCCGGAGCCCCUGCACAGGUCAACGUUGACUCUCGGACAUUGGAUCAAACGUUGGAUUGUCUGCAGAAGGCAACGACAGCAUGUACACGACGUCAUGCAUUCACACAUUCUGAAGAGCAUGUCUUCACCCUCAUGGCUAAGGACUCUUAUCCACGAUUUGUACGGUCUCAAAUUUAUAAGGUAAUUAUGCUUUGUUUCAAUUUAGUCUAA
Molecule: messenger RNA, 540 nt
Organism: Cooperia oncophora
Lineage: Eukaryota; Metazoa; Nematoda; Chromadorea; Rhabditida; Trichostrongylidae
Source: the annotation of a GenBank genome assembly